Aspergillus clavatus NRRL 1 is the source of this 201-nucleotide messenger RNA. RefSeq lists its product as uncharacterized. The record is from RefSeq and is a predicted model, not a curated record. Lineage: Eukaryota; Fungi; Ascomycota; Eurotiomycetes; Eurotiales; Aspergillaceae. The transcript has 2 exons. The coding region runs from base 1 to 201 and encodes 66 amino acids.
AUGGCUAUAGACGCAUACUCUUACGGCAGUAUCACUGAGAGAAAAAAGCAAACAGAGAAGGUAAAGGUUGUAAGCAAUACUGUGGACAAGCCGUAUAUCCAACAUCUGUCUACUAAGAAUGUGAGACGGCCAUCGCUCUCAGCCUCUAGAGCGAAAAAGUUGGUGCCGAAGAAGCUGCAGACCAAGCUUGCUGGCAGAUAA